Bufo bufo (common toad) is the source of this 1313-nucleotide messenger RNA. It is a transcript of the gene CALM2, whose product is annotated as calmodulin 2. The coding region runs from base 122 to 571 and encodes 149 amino acids. The record is from RefSeq and is a predicted model, not a curated record. The transcript is spliced from 6 exons. NCBI's taxonomy places the organism in Eukaryota, Metazoa, Chordata, Amphibia, Anura, Bufonidae. Gene Ontology annotation, molecular function: calcium ion binding.
UCCAGGGCGGAGGGAGGUGUUUAUGAAGAGCGGUUGGCGGCGGUUGGAAAUUAGUUCGAGUUGAGCCUGCGAGGGGUGAAGUUGUGACUGCUGAGCUGCGCGCUAGUGACAUCUAUUGGAAAUGGCUGACCAACUGACAGAAGAGCAGAUUGCAGAAUUCAAGGAAGCCUUCUCGCUAUUCGACAAGGAUGGUGAUGGCACCAUCACAACAAAGGAGUUGGGCACAGUGAUGAGGUCGCUUGGGCAGAACCCCACAGAGGCCGAGCUGCAGGACAUGAUCAAUGAAGUAGACGCUGAUGGUAACGGAACAAUCGACUUUCCUGAAUUCCUGACUAUGAUGGCUAGAAAAAUGAAAGACACAGAUAGUGAAGAGGAAAUCAGAGAAGCAUUCCGUGUGUUUGACAAGGAUGGAAACGGCUACAUUAGCGCUGCUGAACUCCGUCAUGUUAUGACAAAUCUGGGUGAGAAGUUAACGGACGAAGAGGUUGAUGAAAUGAUCAGGGAAGCAGACAUUGAUGGUGACGGCCAAGUAAAUUAUGAAGAGUUUGUACAAAUGAUGACAGCAAAGUGAAGAUUGUACAGAAUGUGUUAAAUUUCUUGUACAAAGAUGUUUAUUUGCCUUUCUUUGUUUGUAACUUAUCUGUAAAAUGUUUCCCCUUACUGUCAAAAAAAUGCAUGUAUAGUAAUUUAGAAUUCCAUUCAUGUUUCCCAUAUUCCUGUCACUGUCUUUCUUAAACUUUUUAUUCUUUUGGUUUUCCAUGGAAAGUUGAUCAAGUAACAAAUGCUGCAUGUGGCUUACUCUGGAUUUUACCAAAGCCCUUUGUGCACAUGGAAGACCUUGAUGAAUUUAGUUACAUGGGAACAUUGGGGCUCUUCAGUUUUAAUUUUUUUACUUCCUGCCCCCUCUCAAAGUUGGAUUUCUUCAAGUAACUUGUCUGCUUGUUGGAAUGUGGAGUAAACUACUCAAAACUACAGAUAGUUAACAAUAUUGAACUUAUGUUGCACUAAUGCAAAGCUGGUAUAUCCAGAUACAUGUCUUGUUUUCUCCUUCCACCCUUCCUGCCUUUUCCUCCUGUAUUGUUUGCUCCAAACCUGGAACAUCUUCACAUGCUUACAAUUUUUUUUUUUUUCUUUGAAUUACACUGAUGUGAGGGGUCUGCAUAGCAUUACCCAGCAGUGAGUUGUAAGCUCCUUCACCAGUUUAAGGUUUACUUUGGUUUAGCCACUUUUCAGAAGAACCUGCUUAUGGCACAAUUUGCCUCAAAUCCAUUCCAAGUUGUAUAUUUGUUUUCCAAUAAAAACAAAAAAGUCAA